Messenger RNA from Micropterus salmoides (largemouth bass), 850 nucleotides. RefSeq names its product GTPase IMAP family member 7-like. NCBI's taxonomy places the organism in Eukaryota, Metazoa, Chordata, Actinopteri, Centrarchiformes, Centrarchidae. Gene Ontology annotation, molecular function: GTP binding. The record is from RefSeq and is a predicted model, not a curated record.
GAGAGAAAAUGGCUCUUCCUGCUGGUAAGACUCAAAACAUUUUUGUUUUAAUCUGCUCUAUGUGCUCAUAUUCACUAAAAUAUAUGUACAUCAAGCCAACGAUUUACUCUUUCAGACAGCUUGAACACAAGUUAUGAAUUGUUUUGCAGGUCCUGAUAUGAGAAUUGUGAUGAUUGGAAAAACUGGUGUGGGCAAGAGUGCUGUUGGAAACACCAUUCUGGGAGAGAGAAGUUUCAGAUCCCGUCCCUGUUCAGAGUCGGUGACUGAGACGUGUCAAAAAGCUGCGGUACUCUGGAAUAACAGAGUACUUAGUGUGGUAGACACACCAGGGAUCCUGGACACUUCGAAAUCCCCAGAUAUCAUCAAAAAAGAAAUUGUGAAAUGUGUCCAAGUCUCAUGUCCUGGUCCUCAUGUGUUCCUGCUGGUCAUCCAAGUGGGUCGAUUCACAGAAGAGAAAAACUCAGUGGAAGCCCUGCAGGAGCUGUUUGGUCCAGAAGCUAACCAGCACAUGAUCGUGCUGUUUACUCGUGGUGGUGAUCUUGGAGACCAGACCAUACAACAGUAUGUAAGAGAGGGCCAUCCAGAGCUUCGACGAGUCAUCCAAAGCUGUGGAAACAGGUUCCACGUCUUUGACAACACCAAUAAAGCCAGAAGUCAAGUAGUGGAGCUGAUCAAGAAGAUCGAUGACAUGGUUGCAGGAAACGGGGGGACGCACUACUCAGAUGCCAUGUAUAAAGAAGUGCAGAGCAAACAAAUGACAAAGGGAAGCCUAAGUGAAGACCAAUACUCCUUCAGUGCUGCAUUGUUUGAACGUAUCAAGCAAUUUCUAUUCAUUCUUUCAAGAGAGUGA